UUCCAGCUGGCUGCCUGACACGUUGUCAUGAAUCUAGGUCAAGUGGGUGGCUCUGCAAGUGUGAGGAAGACCAUCAGGACCCAAGAGAGACCCAGGGCCUGGUGGAUGCACAGCUGUCUGGGGCUGAGGAGGAGGAGGCCAUAUCCCCCUCAUCCUCCCCCUCUGUCCCCUUCCUGGGCACCCUGGAGGAGGUGGCUGUGGCUGCAGCCCUGAGUCCUCCCCAGGGCCCUAAGAGUGCCCGGCCCUCCAGCUCUGCCAUGGCAGCCACUCCUUGGAACCAGUCCGGAGGCGAUGGCUACAGCAGCCAAGAUGAGGAAGGGCCAAGCACCUGGGAGGACCCGGGAGAUGCCGACUCCUCGCUCCAAGAUACACUAAGUCUGAAAUUCACUGACCUGGUAGGGUUCCUGCUGCUCAAGUAUCGCACAAAGGAGCCCACCACAAAGGCGGAGACGCUGAAUACGGUCCUCAGAGAUUACCAGGACCACUUCCCUGUGAUCUUCAGACAAGCCUCUGAGCACAUGCAGCUUGUCUUUGGCAUUGACGUGAAGGAAGUGGACCCCAGUGACCACGCCUAUGUCCUGGUCACCACCCUGGGCCUCACCUACGAUGGGAUGCUGAGUGGUGAGCAGAGCAUGCCCAAGACUGGCCUCCUGGUGAUGCUCCUGGGUGUGAUCCACCUGCAGGGUGACUGUGCCCCCGAGGAGGACGUCUGGGAAGCACUGAGUGUCAUGGGGGUGCGUGCUGGGAGGGAGCACUUCAUCUAUGGGGAGCCCAGGGAGCUUAUCACUAAAGUUUGGGUGCGGGAGCAGUACGUGGAGUACCGGCAGGUGCCCAGCAGCGAUCCUGCACCCUACGAGUCCCUGUGGGGUCCCAGGGCCCACGCUGAAACCAGCAAGAUGAAAGUCCUGGAGUAUUUGCUCAGGGUCAGUAGCAGGGAUCCCAAUCCCUUCCUCCACCUGUGUGAAGAGGCUGUGAGUGAUGAGGAAGGGGCACCUGAGCCCGAGGGCGGCCAGGCACGGGGCAGGCCCAUGCCCAGCACCUUCUCUCAGGAAGGCCCUGUGUCAGUAAUGGGGACACAAGGAUAAGCAGGAAACCCCCCACCCAUAGAAUGAGAGUCUGGGAGCCACAGUACCAGAAGAAAGGUGGUGAGGUGUCCCCUCCAGGACGAGUCAAAGAAGGUGGGAGGUGGUGCGGCCCCAGGGGAGCGCGCUCACGUGUAAAGCCCCCGAGCCAGGGCAGUGUGGGUCUUCGGGAAACUGCGAUUCCUUCUGUGGGAGUUGGUUGUCAUGAAGCUCGGUGGUGGCAAUGGCCAGACUCACAGUGUGUCUUAGGGCUGAGGGGCAAGUCUGAAAUGGAAAAUUGCUCUGAAGAGUUUCUUAGGGAUCUCAGGUAA
This is a messenger RNA of Equus caballus (horse), 1393 nucleotides long. The record is from RefSeq and is a predicted model, not a curated record. Lineage: Eukaryota; Metazoa; Chordata; Mammalia; Perissodactyla; Equidae.